Mobula hypostoma (lesser devil ray) is the source of this 2335-nucleotide messenger RNA. RefSeq names its product leucine-rich repeat and transmembrane domain-containing protein 2-like. Gene Ontology annotation, molecular function: protein binding. Gene Ontology annotation, cellular component: plasma membrane. Bases 651 to 1745 code for a protein of 364 amino acids. The record is from RefSeq and is a predicted model, not a curated record. Lineage: Eukaryota; Metazoa; Chordata; Chondrichthyes; Myliobatiformes; Myliobatidae. The transcript has 5 exons.
ACGAAUGUAACCUCCUGAUGGGGAAGGGGAUUCCUGCAUGUGUCUACUAAUAUCCUUGCCUUACGACAGGUAUCAGCCAGUUGAGAACCGAAUAAUCCUAAACUUUCAUAAAAGAAAGAAUGGGUUUAAUGUUUCACAAGGUUGUGAAAGAGAAAAUAAGGAAUAAAAGCAAAUGACAAAAUUCAGUUUGAGGAUAAGAUAUUGCACCGAGUUCUACAAUUUAAAACCUUGCAUCACUAUGUAAUAUAUGCCAUAUCAAUUUAGCUACAAACCCGGUGUCACAGCCGAGUAUUUCAUUUCAACCUGAUUACAGGCUUGUAACACAUUAGACUCUGGGGAGAGAAAGAUCUGGUCAAAAUACAAAGGAGAUAGCUUGUGUCUCCCCAGGUUAUUUUAUCUGCAAUUCAUCGGUAUAUUUAGCUGUAACGUUAUUCAACUCAGCAACACUAUCUUGAAAAAAGCUGCACUCGUGAUGUAGGAUGAGAGAUGACAGUCCAUGGGAAAGGUUUGGAUAGUCCAGUGUAAUGACAAAGUGCCCCCACUGAGUUGUAGCCAAGCUGUUGGAAGCUGCUCCCUUUCACUAGACAGAACGCCAGACCCAAGAAACGAAUCAACAAUUCUAAGAGUGAAAACAGCAUAUCAUACAAAUUAUGUUAAGGAUGGAGGCUGUGAGAAGUAAAAUUGUUAUGGAGGGAAGGAAGGUCUCCUGGACAAGUCCCCCAUUGUUGCUCUUUGCAAUGCUUACUAUUGUUAACACUUUGUCGGCGUGUCCCAUACACUGCUCUUGUAAAACUUAUGAAGUGGAUUGCAGCAAUCUUGGCUUGGUGACCAUCCCAACAGACAUUCCAUCAAACAUCAAAUUUCUCUCACUCAGUAACAAUAAACUCAGAACCUUCCAGGCUCUCACAUUCACUAAUUUUACCACAUUGGAGAAGCUGGACCUGUCCAACAACUACCUGGACCAACUACCAUCGGAUGCAUUUGAUUACAUCAGGAAUCUGAUUGACCUCAAUUUGCGAAACAACAGCAUUCGAAGCCUGGAUAAAAAUAUCUUCUAUAAAACCACCAACCUGCAGAGGUUAGACCUUUCUGUCAAUGGUCUCUCUCAGAUUCCACUACUUUUAUUUGAUGAAAUGCAGAACUUGACCUGGUUGAAUUUGGAAGAGAAUAGGAUGCCAAAUCUUGAAAGAGAGGUCUUUGAGCCACUUGCAGUUCUUCAGCAAUUACAGCUUGGUGGGAACCCCUGGGAGUGCGACUGCAGUCUGAGGGAUUUCAAACACUGGAUGGAGUGGUUCCAGUACAAAGGUGGGAAGCUUGAUGGAAUUGAAUGUUCCCUGCCAAAGGGCCUCCGAGGGAAAGAUCUCAGAGUAAUUCCAAUAGAGAUGUUCAACUAUUGUAUCCAAUUAGAGGACGAAAACAAAUCUUCAGUAAAUAAAAAAACAGUCACUGCCCCUCCCUGUGUGAGGCAAGAACUCAUCACCUCAAGGCCGCAGUACACUCAUACCUCGGAUUGUGCAAGACAACGUUACCGUCCAGCCAGUGUCAGGCGAGCCAUUGGGACAGUCAUCAUUGCUGGAGUCUUAUGUGGAAUUGUUUGUAUCAUGAUGGUGGUAGCUGGAGCAUAUGGCUGCAUAUAUGCCUCCUUGAUGGCAAAAUACCACCGUGAGCUUAAAAAGCGCCAGCCACUGAUGGGAGAUGGUGAACAAGAGCAGGAGGAACAAAAGCAAGCUUCUUCCAUGGCAUGAAGUACAAGGAUAGCUAUGCUUUGGAUGGGAAAAAAAGCUACCAUCUUCAGUUUUCUCCGGUUUAGGCCUUUGUGUGCUUAUUGCAGUGCUAAUACAAGUGUUGAUGUUAAAUUCUCACUGAAGUACAGGGAAAAAAAUCAAUGUCAUCUAAUCAAAUGCUUAAGUCCUGCUGUGUUUUGUUUCUGGAACUUCAGGGAAUAUGGAAGUCACUGAUACAUGGACUUCUGCAGAAAGAAAGAGGAUGAUCUUCAGAACUUUAUUGCAUGCCUUUUAUUUGAGAGAUAUUUAGAUAUCAAGGCAGAAUUGUUAUUUCAAUCCUUGAAUGAGAACAACCCUUUUUAAUUGGGAGAUCAAGAAUUGAGCCUUUAGCUUCCUUUUAGGCAUUUUUAUAUCUUGUUUGUUUCAUUGUCUGGAUAGUUUUAACAUACAAUCUAAAAAAAUGUUGUCUGAAAAGAAGACACCUAAUGGAUACAAUUAGGAUUAAGGUAGUUGUACCAAUGCAUGUAGCAACAAGGUUGAUUACUUUGCAAGGCUGUUAACCAAAAAUAUUAAAACCAAAAUUGGAAACUUAUUCUUUGUAGGGUGAAUUU